AUGAAUUCUAACUUAAUAAGGCGGCCAGUGAUAAACGUUUUUUCACCGAAGACACCAGAAGAAAAAAAAGACUUUUCACAGUCAAUUCGCCGUAUUUGUGGCUAUUUGACACAUAGGGAUCUUUCAGCUUUGAGUUGUGUCUGUAAGGCUUUUUAUGAAGUCCUUACAACCUUUGAGAACGAAAUAUGGCGAGUUUCAAGGAUCAAAUUCAAUUUGGCAAAAGGACUUCCUCCACCAAAAGAUUUACUUGAGCGUGAAUAUGCAAAGUUGUUUAAUUAUUCUAAGGGGUGUCAAAACUGUAAAUCUUAUAAGCAUCUGCGAAUAUAUUGGCUUCCUCGUAUAAGAUCAUGUCCAAACUGUAUUAAGAUAAAUGCAAUUAGUUACAGAGACUUUGCGGAAUUAAAUUGGUGGGGAUUUCCAGAAUGUAUAUUUAAUGUUGCACCGAUUAUCUCCUAUGAAUUUGAUUUCAAGGAUGGCAUGGAUUAUUAUUGGCUUCCUCAAGUUUAUUCUUUAGCUCAAGAAUAUAGAAACCUGAAUCUCAGUAUGCAGGGUGAAGAUGUUCUAAAUAAUUGGUUAUCGACAAAGAGAAAAAAAAAAGCUGAACUAUUAGAAGAUGCAUUUUUUCGACAUAAACAAUUAAUGAACACAGAAUUUUCAAUCCUUUUUCGGACUUCAUUUGAGCCGGGAGAAUGGAUUAAAAUGAUUGAAUCGGGAAUAAAUGAUGGUUCCAAGCAACGAAUUGGCAUUAAUGAAGCAACAAGAACGUCCGAGGAUCAAAAUAAUGUUGAUAAAGCUGUAAUUCCUUCUUUUGCACAGGGUGGUGAAUCGUUAUUAUCUAGUACAAAUUCAAUGAAUAAUACCAGCAAACGAAAGAAAAAACGAUCAAGGGCAGAAAAACGAUUAGAGAGGAGAGCAAGACUACUUCGAGAAAUAGAAGAGGAAGAAUAA
Messenger RNA from Funneliformis mosseae, 948 nucleotides. NCBI's taxonomy places the organism in Eukaryota, Fungi, Glomeromycota, Glomeromycetes, Glomerales, Glomeraceae. The record is from the annotation of a GenBank genome assembly.